CAUCAAGUCUUCCAAAGCCAAUGCACACAAACCAAAAGCGUUUGGCCAACGUGCUCAGGAACCCCAAAAUCUAUAAUAAUAAUAAAUAAAUAUUUAAAUAAUACAAUAACUAAUACAAAUAAAACAGCAGUUAAACAAGUCAAAUAAAAUGAAGUCGGUUCUUCAAAGGCUGCUGACUGCAAAACGAGUUGCAAGAUAAUUUUUGGGGCGAGUUGCUGGAAAAAUCAAUAGCUGACACAAAAACCGAAUGCGAAAAUGGCAGUUGAGAAUGCAUCAAAGGAAAUGCAAUCAAUAUGCAUGCAUUCGAGCAGCCCCUCAAGUGUGGAAAUCCAACAAAUCCAACGAAAUGAAGAAGAAACCUAAAUAUAUCUAAGCAAUGGGCGGCUUUUGUUGUUGGUGGUGGCUGCCACCAGUUCGAGCACCCACCCACCCACUAAACGGAUUAGCUGCGUCGUAGUGGUUGCUUUUAAUGUUGUUUCAAUUGAAUGCAGAGUGCAACCGUCAAAUGGAGCCUUAUUCAGCUCACAUUGGGAGAGAUGCAGUGUAAUGUGUAAUGUGAGCUUCAACAGCUCAGAAACUGAAAGCAACAAAUCACUAAAUAAGUCUUCCAAACAUAGCUCGUAAUUUAGUUUAGUCUUAGUCGGUAAAUGGAGUCAAGUGAACGCGCUAGAAGCUUGCCAUAAACGGAGUUACAAAUACUUAACUUAAAUAAUAUCCAAAGUCUUCCAAACAAUACCAAAAUAAAACAAUUUAUAUGUAUAAACAAAUGUAGCGAAGUGUGAAGCUAUACAAAUGCUAAUCCAUUCGUCUUCCAAUUAAUUCAAUAAGCGUUUAAAUUUAAAACAUACAAAAGUAUAUUUUUAUAUUAAAGAUUUUGAUACGCCAAAGUCUUCCUGAAAUGAAAUAUAAUAUAUCAAAAUAAUAAAUAAGCUCACAAACGUGUCUAUAAAAUGCAGAGAAUAUAUGAAUAUAAAUAAUCGCACAAGCGAGUCUAUAAACAUUGUAAAAAAUAAUACUGUUUAAAGUGUGAAAAAAGUGCAACAAAUAUAAAUUUAAAUCUACGAUAAUCCGCUGUCUUCCAGAUAAAACGAUUUCGAAUACAUUAAGAAAUAAUUCGUAAAUAUAUUUACUAACUUAUUCAAAUAAAUAUAUAUAUUUAUACUAAUCCACUGUCUUCCUGUUUAAAUUGUGGAAAGAAUUAAAUAUAAUAAUAAUACAUCUUGCUGUAUCUUAUUAUACACUAAGUCAACUGUCUUCCUUAUAAAAUCGUGCAACUAACAAUAUUGUUAAAUUUAUAACAAAUAUUACGACAUUGAUUAAAGUCAACAGAUAUUUUUUAUAAAGACAAUUAAACAAAAAAUAAAACUACAAAUAAUUAUUUAAAUAAGAAAAUAAAAACUAUAAUAAUAAUAAAAUAACAUAAACAUUAACAUUAACUCACUUGCCAAACAACCCCAUUUAAAACGAACUCUCCAAAAAACCACUCGAAAAAUUGAAAAUGCUCUCCUCGGAAAUCUACACGAGCGCAACAACGACGGCGACAGCGACGGCCACAGCAAUGGCGACAGCCACCUCGACGGCAGCCACAACGACAACAACAAAAGCCUCCACCAGCAGCACAUUGCAUGUUGUCCUCAACAACAAGAAGAAGCGACGCAAGAAACGCCGCAAACGCGCAGGACACGCAACCGGCUGUAACAACAGCAGCAGCAAUAACAACAGCAGCAGCCACAACAACAACAGCAGCAGCAACAACAUUAACUACAGCAGUAACAUUAACAGCAGCAAGGCCAUAGUUGGAUGUUUGGCUGGGAAAUGUAAAGCACAAUAUUUUCAGCACGAUAAUCGCGAGUAUAUUGCCAAGUAUGAGAGUUUCCACUUUACGGCGCAGGCAACGGCAACGGCGGCGGCCCUCAAUUAUGCCGCCGUUGCUAAGAAAUUCAAGCCAUUGCGGCCGGUUUUGGCAAGCGGCGCCAAGAAGAACAGGCGAACAGCAAUGCCCAGAAAGUUGCAUGGCGACUGCGCCUGCGUCUGUCAGAGUCCAACACGUAUGAUGACGCAAUGCCCGCAGGAGUUGCUGCUGCGAGCAGCUGUUGAUGGCCAACGGGACAUGCCCGUAAAUAAAACACCCAAAACUACACCAAACAACAACAACAAGAAAAUCAAUCUGCCGGCGCUGCUCGGGGAGCUGCUCAAGCAUUCGUCGAGCUCAUUGCUUGAGACGCUGCUCCUCGGUGCUGGCAGCGCAGCGGUGGCGAGCGCUCGCGAUACCCAUCAAAUUGCUGAAGCACAGCAGCAGAAGAACGCCAAAUUGCGCGAAGCCUUCAACAUAUCCGAGUACUUUGUGGAGGGCAGCAGUUUCGAUUGUGAUCGCAAGGCUAAGGAGGACUUGGCCAAGAGUGUGGCGCUCCAAAAAGAGCUGGACGCACAGCGCGAGAGCCUCGCAGCGGCGGCGGCGGCCGCAGCGACAGCAGGCAAAGGAGACAAGGAGACGGGCAAACGUUAUGCCUUGCUACGCACCCCGUCACGGGAGCGGGAUGAGGCAGUGGCAAGUGGCAAGGCCGCUGCCAGUGGCGAUGAGCGCGACCAUGUGUCCAAGUCGGACAAGAAGAAGAAAAAGAAGCGCGCUAGGGAGAGUUCGGCAAGUCCUGAGCGCCGCAAGGACAAGAAGAAAAAGUCGAAGAAGCACAAGAAAGAAAGUAAAUCGAAAAAGAAGAAAUCCCGCAAGCGUAAAUAUAGCGGCAGCGAUAGCGCCGAUAGCGAUAAGGAUAGCGAUGACGAUAACGAUGACGGGGAGGAGGAUGAAGAGCAGGCCAGCAGCGACGCAGAGCGUGAGUUGAAGAGUGCACGCAAGAAAGCCAAAAAGGAAAAGGAUAGCUUUCAAAGGCUCUCUUGUAGUUUUAAAAAACGCGAUAAAAAGCUCAAGAAGAAGAGUCGCACACGUGCCAGCUCAACGGACUCGGCACGUUCCAACUCUCCUGUGCGCAAGUCCAAGAAAUCGGCCAAAAGCCGCCCGCCGCCUGCGGAUGCUGGCAGUGGCACGCCUCUGGACAAUCCAUUCCGCAGUCGUUCGCCGGAGCGACGCAAGGAGACCAAGUCGCGGCGAAAUGAUUCCUCGCCGGACAGUCGACGGGAGAACAGUCGGCGCCACAAGUCCAAGGAACGUCAGGCGGCAACACAAACACCACCGCAACGACAGCGCUCCAAGGAGAAGCGGCAACGUUCUAAGGAGAAACAGCGCUCCAAGGAGCGACAAAGGUCCAAGGAGAGGCAGCGCUCCAAGGAGCGACAUAGGUCCAAAGACAGAGCAACGUCCAAGGAGCGUCAGCAAUCAAAAGAACGGCAGCAGCGUCAAAAAGAAAGGAAACGCUCAAAGGAGCGACAAAAGUCCAAGGAAAGACUGCGCUCCAAGGAGCGACAGAGAUCCAAAGAGAGACUAAGAUCUAAGGAGAGACUGCGCUCGAAAGAUAGACCAAAAUCGAAAGAGAAAUUACGCUCCAAAGAGCGUUUAAAAUCCAAGGAGAGAGUGCGCUCCAAAGAGAGAUUUAAAUCAAAGGAGCGAGUAAAAUCCAAGGAGGUUUUGCGCUCAAAGGAACGACAGCGAUCAAAGGAGAGAUUAAGCUCCAAAGAGAGGCAACGCUCUAAGGAUAGACAGCGUCUGUCCAAGGAACGCCUUCGCUCCAAGGAGCGACUGCGGUCCAAGGAACGCCUGCGUUCUAAAGAACGACUGCGCUCUAAGGAGCGACAAAAGUCCAAAGAGCGAGACCGAGGGCAAAAACGCGAGCGCAGCAAGGAGCGUCGUCGUGAGCGUCAUUCAGUUUCACGCGAAGAUCGCAAACUGGGUCGCUACUCACGCUCCCGUUCCCACUCGCACAAGAAGCCGCAGCAAAGCCCAACGCCGGCGGUAGCAGUGAACAGUAGGCAACGGACACGCUCACCCAAUCUGGUGCAGUCCAAGAAGACUACGACAAUAGCGGCGCCCGCAUUCAAUCCCUUCAAAGCGGCCGAGGACACUGUCAACGAUAUACUGGGCACCAAGUCGGUAAUGGUGGCGCUCGAGCAAACGAAGCGCAAGCGUGCAGAUUCCAGCUCGAGCUCAUCCACCAGUGACUCCAGUGACAGUUCGUCUCACAGUGAGGCAGCCACGCCCACGCCACGCAAGCAGCGGCGUCGCAGUCAAACGCCGGAGCAGCCAAAGCGUGAAUUGAAUUUAAAACGGGAGCCAGCAGGAAGCACCAAUUCCCGAAAGAGCAGCAGCAACAUUGUCAAGCGCGAACGCUCUGGCACGCCCCCCAAGCCCAGGUCAAAGAACAAGGACAAAGACAAGGAUAAGGAUAAGGACAAAGGCAACACGCCGAGCCCAAGGCCAAAGCGUCGCUCGGGCAGCUCUCAAUCAUCCGAACUGCACUAUUCCCCCGCUGAACGCAAUCCCGAACGCUAUCAGGACAUUGUGCAGCCGGAGAAAAAAAGGCAUCAUGACUCAGGCGCCGCCGCCGGCAGCACAAAACCAGUGCCAGUGGUGCGACUGCGUGCCCAAAGCGGCGACGAUGGCAGCGAUGCGGAGGCAACGGCCGGAGCUCUGGACGAAUACCAGCAGAGCAGCAAGCGGGAGGAGCUGCAAGAGCUGCAGGAGCUGCGCAUGCUCGAGCAACUGAAAUCGGGCAUUGCAGCGAAGGCCAAACAAAAGAUCAAAACGAUGGAGAAGAAUGGCGGCGGCGCCGAUGGAUGCAGCAAGGAUGCACCAGCAGCAGCCAAGGAUGGCGGCAGUGAACCCUUAGUUGCGGCGCUCGCGGACAGCUCGCUGGUGGAUGCCAUUGUCUCCAAGGUGUCAACGGCCACAGUUGCAGCAGCUGAGAGUGCCGCGCGUCGCAGCCGCAGUCGUUCCCGUCGCACCAGCCACAGCCGAAGCAAGCGGCGCACAAGCAACAGUCGUCAUCGCCAUCGCUCCACCAGCCGCUCCAGAUCUCGCUACAGCUCCUCGAGCAGUCGCAGCGGUUCGGGCAGCUCCAGAUCACGCUCCGGCUCGCACUCGUCCCGCUCCAGCUGCACGUCGCGCAGCUCGUCCGGCAGCUCGUCCAGCAGCGGCUCGGGCACAUCACAAUCUGGAUCACGUUCCCCGUCUAUACCGCGACGUCGUGGCUCGCCCAGCUUUCUGGACAGACGUCGCAUUACAAGUGCACGAAAGCGACCCAUACCCUAUCAUCAUCACAAGGGAUCGGGUGAAGGGGGUGGCAUUGCCAAUGGCGAUGGCGACGACCAUGCGGACAAUGACGCCUCCAGCUGCUGCUCCAGCUGCUUCAGCCGCGCCAGCUCACCGGGCACACCCAUCGCCCAUACACCAAUGCAUCAUAGUCGAAGUCCUUCGACGAUUGCAUUCUGAGUGUUAACCGAUUCGUUGCGCCAAAUGUGCAUCGAAUCUGGUGGAGCAAGCGUGGAUCCCAAUUAGCUCUUACUAAUCACUAGUCACAACACACACACACUCCAUUUAAAUGAUACUUAAGCUAACAAACAAUAUUUGUUCUUAGACACAAUCCUUAACGACUAAGUUGUAUAAUUGAUUUUUUUCUAGGCAUUUCUUUAGUAGCUAAAUAAAUAAUAAUAAUGUUGUCACGACCACGAAGAUAUUUAAUGCCAAUAAUACUCUAAUAUACUCGAUUAUUUGCUAGUUUUUAAGCUGCGUUUUUAAAUAAAAACUAUUAUUUGUUGCCAUUUCAAA
This is a messenger RNA of Drosophila grimshawi, 5716 nucleotides long. RefSeq names its product serine/arginine repetitive matrix protein 2 (gene Srrm234). The record is from RefSeq and is a predicted model, not a curated record. The transcript has 10 exons. Lineage: Eukaryota; Metazoa; Arthropoda; Insecta; Diptera; Drosophilidae. Bases 1499 to 5380 code for a protein of 1293 amino acids. Gene Ontology annotation, cellular component: transcription factor TFIID complex.